Molecule: messenger RNA, 2365 nt
Organism: Sorex araneus (European shrew)
Lineage: Eukaryota; Metazoa; Chordata; Mammalia; Eulipotyphla; Soricidae
Gene: TMC1
Product: transmembrane channel like 1
Exons: 20
Coding region: 92-2365 (757 amino acids)
Biological process (GO): detection of mechanical stimulus involved in sensory perception of sound; vestibular reflex
Cellular component (GO): plasma membrane
Molecular function (GO): mechanosensitive monoatomic ion channel activity
Source: RefSeq, a predicted model, not a curated record
UCCUGAGCCAACUCUGAAACAUUUGUCCUUCAACGAAACAUCCUUUCCUAAGUCAGUUGGCAGCUGAGUUGUUCUGAGGAGACACCCCAGGAUGCCACCCAAGAAAGUACAAAUCCAGGUGGAGGAAAAAGAAGAUGAUACCGAGGAAAGUUCAAGUGAAGAGGAAGAUAAACUACCUCGAAGAGAGAGUUUGAGACCAAAGAGGAAACGGACCAGGGAUGUUAUCAAUGAAGAUGAUCCAGAACCUGAGCCAGAGGAUGAAGAAACAAGGAAAGCUAGAGAAAAAGAGAGAAGAAGGAGGCUGAGGAGAGGAGCGGAAGAAGAAGAAGAAAUUGAUGAAGAGGAACUGGAAAGAUUGAAAGCAGAGUUAGAUGAGAAUAGACAAAUGAUUGCCACUGUCAAAUGCAAGCCUUGGAAAAUGGAGAAGAAAAUUGAAGUUCUCAAAGAAGCUAAAAAGUUUGUGAGUGAAAAUGAAGGAGCUCUUGGUAAAGGAAAAGGAAAACGGUGGUUUGCAUUUAAGAUGAUGAUGGCUAAGAAAUGGGCAAAAUUUCUUCGUGAUUUUGAGAACUUCAAAGCUGCUUGUGUACCAUGGGAAAAUAAAAUCAAGGCAAUUGAAAGUCAGUUUGGUUCAUCAGUGGCCUCAUACUUCCUCUUCUUGAGAUGGAUGUAUGGAGUAAACAUGGUUCUCUUUAUCCUGACAUUCAGUCUCAUCAUGUUGCCAGAGUACCUCUGGGGUUUACCAUAUGGCAGUUUACCUAGGAAAACCGUUCCCAGAGCCGAAGAAGCAUCUGCAGCAAAUUUUGGUGUGUUGUACGACUUCAAUGGUUUGGCGCAAUAUUCCGUCUUGUUUUAUGGCUAUUACGACAACAAACGAACAAUCGGAUGGCUGAAUUUCCGACUGCCACUCUCCUAUUUUCUGGUGGGGAUCAUGUGCAUUGGAUACAGCUUUCUUGUUGUCCUUAAAGCGAUGACCAAAAAUAUUGGGGAUGAUGGAGGUGGUGAUGACAAUACUUUCAACUUCAGCUGGAAAGUUUUCUGCAGCUGGGACUAUUUAAUUGGUAAUCCUGAAACAGCAGACAACAAAUUUAAUUCUAUCACAAUGAAUUUUAAGGAAGCUAUUAUCGAAGAAAGAGCGGCUCAGGUUGAAGAAAACGUACAUUUGAUUAGAUUCCUGAGAUUUCUUGCUAACUUCUUCGUGUUUCUAACCCUUGGCGGCAGUGGAUACCUCAUCUUUUGGGCUGUGAAGCGAUCUCAGGAAUUCGCUCAGAUGGAUCCUGACUCCCUUGGGUGGUGGGAAAAAAAUGAAAUGAACAUGGUAAUGUCCCUCCUGGGGAUGUUCUGUCCAACACUGUUUGAUUUAUUUGCUGAAUUGGAAGACUACCAUCCCCUCAUUGCUCUGAAAUGGCUACUGGGACGCAUUUUUGCUCUUCUUUUAGGCAACCUGUAUGUAUUUAUUCUUGCUCUGAUGGAUGAGAUUAACAACAAGAUUGAAGAGGAGAAGCUAGUCAAAGCCAAUAUUACCUUAUGGGAAGCCAAUAUGAUUAAAGCCUACAACGCAUCCCUCACUGGAAAUACUACUGGGCCACCCUUUUUUGUGCAUCCUGCAGAUGUACCUCGAGGGCCGUGCUGGGAAACAAUGGUGGGGCAGGAAUUCGUGCGACUGACUGUUUCUGAUGUCCUGACCACCUAUGUCACAAUUCUCAUUGGGGACUUUCUUCGAGCAUGUUUCGUAAGGUUCUGCAAUUACUGCUGGUGCUGGGACCUGGAAUAUGGAUAUCCUUCAUACACAGAAUUUGACAUCAGUGGCAAUGUUCUGGCUCUGAUCUUCAACCAAGGCAUGAUCUGGAUGGGCUCCUUCUUUGCUCCCAGCCUCCCAGGAAUCAACAUCCUUCGACUCCACACAUCCAUGUAUUUCCAAUGCUGGGCUGUUAUGUGUUGCAAUGUCCCUGAGGCCAGAGUCUUCAAAGCUUCCAGAUCGAACAAUUUCUACUUGGGCAUGCUCUUGCUCAUUCUCUUUCUGUCCACCAUGCCCGUGUUGUACAUGAUUGUUUCCCUCCCUCCAUCAUUUGAUUGUGGUCCCUUCAGUGGCAAAAAUAGGAUGUUUGAAGUGAUUGGAGAAACACUGGAACAUGAUUUCCCAAGCUGGAUGGCAAAAAUCUUGAGACAGCUUUCUAACCCCGGACUGGUCAUUGCUGUCAUUUUGGUUAUGGUCUUGACCAUCUAUUAUCUCAAUGCUACUGCAAAAGGGCAAAAGGCAGCAAAUUUGGAUCUGAAAAAGAAGAUGAAGCAGCAAGCUUUGGAGAACAAAAUGCGGAACAAGAAAAUGGCAGCUGCAAGAGCAGCUGCAGCUGCUGGUGGCCAGUAA